AGACAGCACAUACCAUGAAAUCAUCAACAGAGAUCUUUGUUUCAACAAAUCUAAAUUUUUUGCUGUAAUUUUGGUUUCCCAUUUCUCCCUUAUCUCUCUCUCUAUCCAUAGUCUCUUUCCUCCUUUCCUCAUCCCUCGCUCUCUGUAAUAAAUAAUAAUUAUUACCAACUCUUCCGCCAUUGGAUCUGCCCUUCCUUCCCCUUCUGGCAAAAAGGGUCAGUCUGCUCCUGGGAUUACAUUUUUUUUUAUAAUUUUGGAGGAGUGCUGGUGCUUGGGGAAAAUAGAGCUUAGGAAAGAAAAUAAAAAAAAUUGGUGGCUAAUAAUUACUUUAUUAUUGUCUGGAUCUGUGUAAUGUGCAAUCAUAUAGAAGAUAUCUUAGUUGGGGUUGAGUUGUAUUGCAAGUUGUCUUGAUGAUUCAUGAUCAAUUAAACCCUUAGUACAUAACAUCUGUUGAGGAGGUCAUUUUGUAUAAUGGGUUGAGUACAAAGAUCAGGUUUCUGGGGGGAGUUGAGGAGGGGAUUUUAUAGAUUAAUAACAAGCAAGAAGUUGGAUUAGGUUUGUGGUUUUGGGAUGAAUCAUAGAAGUGCAAAGGAUGGGGAUACUGAAGUUGAUCUUGAAAGUGGAUUGCCACUAAUUGAAGAUGAUUCAAAGACAUUAUUUGCUAAGGUUUCUGGUGGGUUUGCUGGAGGUUCUGUUAAAGGUGAUGAUGGGCCAAGUUUAUGCUGCAAUGAACCAAGUUUAAGUGAAGUAUCUGCAGAUGUGAUGAUAGUAACAAACAAGCCAAUGAUGGGGAGAGAUUCGGCAAACCGUGCCCAACAAACCCCAGUGAGGGAGAAACGGAAAAAGGCCAGUAAUAAAAAGGCUCCCAAACCUCCAAGACCUCCACAAGCUCCAUCAUUGGAUGCAGCUGACAAUAAGCUAAUCAGGGAGAUAUCUGAACUUGCCAUGUUGAAGCGCGCGAGGAUAGAGCGUAUGAAAGCUUUGAAGAAGAUGAAAGUUGUUAAAUCAUCAUCACCAUCAUCUUCCAAUACCAGCAGCCUUUUGGCUAUGGUUUUCACUGUUGUCUUCUUUGUUGUGAUAAUAUUCCAAGGCAUGUCAUCCGGUAAAACCUCAGUGGCAAGUUUCCAGGGAUCACCUGUAUCUGCAGGAGAAUCAGAGGGUGGUUUAAUUUCAGUUCAGUACCAACUCAAUCCUUCUGCAGUUGACUCAAAUGCUCCUGGUUCAGAGUCUCACUAGUAGAAUUUGGGUUUUUUCCAAUCCAGUAGAAGAAAUUAAAUAUAGAGCAUGGACUUGGGCCAAAGCUUACGUGCCAAGUUUUGAUUCUUCUCUGUAUGCGUGGAAUCUUCAGCCUAGGGAGUGCUUGCAGCAUAUGCCAUAAUAGUGUGGAGUAAGCUGAGUGGGUUUUGGUUGGGUAAAAUAUGAGAUUAGAUACAGGCAUAGGCAUAAUAGAUGAGCGGGAUAUUCGUGUUGCAUGUUUAUUAAGUUGGUUCCUUACAAAAACUUCUAUGUUAGUAUGUUGUUUGUAAUUCUAAGUUGGAUUUUGGCACUUCUUAUGACAGAUUCAACUUCACAUAUUAAUAUACAUACUUCUUAGC
This is a messenger RNA of Glycine soja, 1595 nucleotides long. RefSeq lists its product as uncharacterized. Lineage: Eukaryota; Viridiplantae; Streptophyta; Magnoliopsida; Fabales; Fabaceae. The coding region runs from base 571 to 1236 and encodes 221 amino acids. The transcript has 4 exons. The record is from RefSeq and is a predicted model, not a curated record.